AAUUGGUACAAAUUUGCUUCUGAGUACCCAUUGUCGCAGCAUACGAAAGUUGCACUGUUUGCUACUGUCACUUUUGGUCAUAGUGCAAUGUUUACAGCUGUCCGCAGUGAAAAAAAAACUGUUUUUUGUCGUCGUUUUCGAAAUUUUAAGCUUUAAUUUGGAGUUUAAACAUCAGGUAAGUAGUAAAUAUAACAAAACUUACCAAUAAAACAGAAGUGAGCAAAAUAUUUCGCUUUCAGAAUGGCUCCCCUACGAAAACAAAUUUCGCGUAAACAGUACUCCGAAGAAACCAUCAAAAGGUGUCUGCAGGUCAUUGCCUCCGGGAAAACAGUGUACGCAGGGUGCAAGCAAUUCGGAAUUCCGAUGUCCACGAUCCGCUAUCGGAUGAGUGGACUUUGGAAAGAAAAAUAUAAACCGGGCCCGGAAUCCGUGCUAACGAAAAGCGAAGAGCAGAAAAUUGUUCGCUGGCUAGGAGAUAUGCAGGAUCGUGGCUUCCCUGUUUCACGGCGAACUUUGCGAUUCAAAGUUUCGGAGUUUUUGUCGUCGGAUCCAAGUCGAAUUACACCGUUUCGCAAUAAUCAACCAGGUAAGCUUUCAUUGUUUAUAAGGGGCACUUGAUCCCGGUUCUGUGGUCAUGUUCCAAGAUGAAUGUUUUGAACUUCUGUUUUGGUUCUCCCAGAUAGUGGUGACCGGAAUUAGUAGCCCUGUAGGUUGUGACAGUCGAACCUUCUUCAUCCGUAAAACCAAGACAAAUCUAUUGACAAAUAUUUUUGAAAUUUCAUUAAAUUUCAGGACGCAAAUGGCUAAUCGGUUUCAUGCGACGUAAUCCGGGAUUCUCUUUCCGUACACCAGAAGCAGUAUCAUCAGCUGGCGGACGCGUGACCGAGAAAGACAUCCGCGGUUGGUUCCAGAUGAUUGAAAAGUGGCUAACAGAGAACCACAUGCGAGAAAUUUUGAAUGAUCCUGGCAGAGUUUUUAAUGGGGACGAAACAUCAUUCUACCUGCAUCCCAAAACGAAGGAAGUCAUUGCUCGAACUGGAUCCCGCAAUGUGUACGAAGUCGAACAGGCCGCCGGAAAGCAAAACGUAACUGUGAUGUUUUCUUUCGGAGCAGCAGGCGUUAAGGUUACCCCACACGUGAUUUUGCCCGGGAAACGUCUUCGCAAAGAAGUGGUCCAAGGUUUCCCUCCUGACUACGGUAUUGGUCAGAGCGACCGGGGAUGGAUGGACACACACAAUUUCCGAGAAUACAUCAACAAAACUUUUCAUCCAUUCCUUGUUAAGCAAGGCGUGCAGUUCCCAGUAAUAUUGUUCGUCGAUGGACAUGCAUCGCACAAUUCAUUGGAAGUUGCGGAUUUGUGCCAAUCACUCGGAAUUGUGUUGAUAUCCCUGUAUCCAAACACUACCCAUAUCACACAACCAGCAGAUGUUGCAGUGUUCAAGCCGCUGAAAAGCGAGUAUCGGCAAUACGUUGAAGCAUGGAAAGUUGAGAACCCAGCGUGCGUUCUUACCUUGCCACACUUCGGAGGUGUUCUGAGCAAGGCGGUUGAAACGGGAAUAACAACUAAGACGAUUAAGAAUGGAUUCCGUGCUUGUGGACUGCAGCCAUUCGAUCCAAAUGCAGUUGAUUACUCAAAAUGCAUUGCCAAAUCCAAAGCUGCUAUUCUUGAAUCGUCAGGGACAUCUGACUGUAUGGAAUCAUCAGCUGUUUCACAGGGUCUUUUCACAGUGCCGGCAGAUCAGUUCGCUGAGCAGAGCUGCAGUGAGGUUCAGACCGGGUCACCGACUGUUCCACAUGCAAUUUUUGCAGAAGAAGCAGAGCACUCCACUGAACAGCGAUGUAACGAUGAUCGGACCGUACCCAUCAGUAUUGAUAGGAUCGUCGAAGCAUACGACAUGAUUGGGCCUAACAUGGUAGUUAGAAUCGAAGGUGACGUCAACCAGCUCUCACGCGAAGAACGUCUAAUCCGGUUUUUCUAUAGGGAAUUUAUUCGUCCACACAUUAACUUUCAUGGCGAACCUACUAAGGAAUCCCACACCACAUCUGUUUUUGAACUCGAUCAUGAUACCGUUUGCAAUACAGAGUCUACUGAUAAUUAUGACAGUAUGCCAAUGGAGAUUGACAUCAGCAACUGUGAAAUCAUUAAUGUUGAGGAGAUCGGAGGUUGUUACGAAGAUCUUUCGAAAUCGGGUGAAUUAUUAACGGUGGAGCCUUCUGAAGCAACGUCAUACCAAGCUCACGGUAUCACCGAUUAUGCUGAUUUCGACGAAUGCGAUGAUUCUAUUGAACACGAGAUUGAUGAACCGAACGGAGAAAACUCUUCUCAAUCGAAUAAGAUCGAACAGGACGCAGAGAGCGAUAACAAUGGAGGUGAAAAAUCAUGCCCAAGCCCUGAUGAUGUGCUACAAGAUGCAACAAACCAUCAGAAGGUUAUUGUUAGACGCCGGCUUUCUAGUAUCUUGAAACUCCCUCCCACGCCUCGACGAAGUGGAAAACAUCGUAAUUAUGUCAAGCAGUACCAGCCCGUCCUAACAGCUGGGGAACGCCUCGUAGAAAUCCGCAAGAAAGAAGAACAGAAGGUGCAAAUGGAGCUGCAAAAGAAACGGAAGGCUAUUGAACGGCAAGAAGCGAAGCAGAAGCGUGAAGAACUGAAGAGAGCUAAAAUGGAGGAACGAGAGCGGAAGAAAAAGGAAGGAAAACAGAAAAAACCUAGCAAGAAAGAUAGAAAAGAGCACGUCAUGAUCCGUAACUGAUUGUCUGAUGCUAUGUAUAUUUUCAC
Aedes albopictus (Asian tiger mosquito) is the source of this 2779-nucleotide messenger RNA. RefSeq lists its product as uncharacterized. Gene Ontology annotation, molecular function: DNA binding. The record is from RefSeq and is a predicted model, not a curated record. Lineage: Eukaryota; Metazoa; Arthropoda; Insecta; Diptera; Culicidae. Gene Ontology annotation, cellular component: nucleus. Bases 816 to 2753 code for a protein of 645 amino acids. The transcript is spliced from 3 exons.